Molecule: messenger RNA, 2265 nt
Organism: Doryrhamphus excisus (bluestripe pipefish)
Lineage: Eukaryota; Metazoa; Chordata; Actinopteri; Syngnathiformes; Syngnathidae
Gene: b3gnt7
Product: UDP-GlcNAc:betaGal beta-1,3-N-acetylglucosaminyltransferase 7
Biological process (GO): poly-N-acetyllactosamine biosynthetic process; protein O-linked glycosylation
Cellular component (GO): Golgi membrane
Molecular function (GO): hexosyltransferase activity; UDP-glycosyltransferase activity
Source: RefSeq, a predicted model, not a curated record
AGCAAACCUAAGAUCUCCCGAACUCCUGAACCGGGAGCCAUGCCGAGAGACUCCGCCUGGACCCUGGCACCCACAUUCUCCCACUCGGAACCCCAGCAGAGCAGCCGCCCGUGCUCCGCCAGUGCAGUGGGGGAGCAGAGUGGAGGAUGAACAACAGAGAUCGUUGGAAGGUCUACAAGAGGGUGAGUGUGAUGUUCUUCCUGGCAGUGGUGGCGCUCACCAUGGUCCAGAGAGGGAGCAUCAACAUGGGGGCGCCAUCUGAACUGGAAAGGCAAGCACGCAUGGACACCUCGGGGAGAGUGCAGUCCAGAGCUCCUCUUCAGGAGAAGAUCCAGUCCUUUCAGGGGGUCAAAGGCUUCUGGAAGGCAAGCAAACAAAACCCUCCUCCUGGAGGCGGAUCCACCACCCAAGAACCCAGCAUCACUGACGACGCCAGCACCACCACCUGGGAUGUGACCGCCACUAACUGUAGCGCCAACCACAAUCUUUCAGGCCAGGAUUGGUUUCGGGGUCUGGAGGACACCUUCAAGCAGUUCAUGCUUUAUCGACACUGUCGCUACUUCCCGAUGCUCCUCAACCACCCGGCAAAAUGCUCCGGGGACAUUUAUUUGCUCAUGGUCAUCAAAUCUGUGGCAACCCAGCACGAUCGCAGGGAGCUCAUUCGAAAAACUUGGGGAAAGGAGCGAGUCCUCGAUGGCAAGAGGAUCAAGACAUUCUUCCUACUGGGAAAACCGUCCAACCAGGCCGAGAGGGCCAACCAUCAGAGGCUGGUGGAGUAUGAGAACCUCAUCUACGGGGAUAUCCUCCAGUGGGACUUCUUAGAUAGCUUCUUCAAUCUCACGCUGAAGGAGACCCACUUCCUCAAAUGGUUCCACACCUACUGCCCGAGUGUUCAGUACAUCUUCAAGGGGGACGACGACGUCUUCGUCAGUGUGGAGAACAUCUUUGAGUUCCUUAGCAGCACUAACCGUGCGAGGAACCUCUUUGUAGGAGAUGUGAUUGUCAAGGCGAAGCCCAUUCGAAAGAAGGAAAAUAAGUACUACAUCCCGCUGGCUCUGUACAAUAAGACCCAUUACCCCCCGUACGCUGGGGGCGGGGGCUUCCUGAUGGACGGCAACCUGGCCAGGAGGCUUCAUUGGGUCGCAGAUACCUUGGAGCUGUACCCCAUCGAUGAUGUCUUCUUAGGUAUGUGCCUGGAAGUCCUUCAGGUGGCUCCAAUAAAACACAAUGCCUUUAAGACCUUUGGCCUGGUGAAAAACAAAACCAGCAAGUUGAACAAAGAACCUUGUUUCUUCAGGAGCAUGAUCGUUGUUCACAAACUGCUCCCAGCAGAACUCCUACGCAUGUGGGACCUGGUCAACAGCGACCUGGUCUGUUCACAAAAAGUGGAGAUCCUAUAGCUUGAGCAGGACUGUUGGUCGGGAGAGUCCAAGGCGAACCGCAAUCCUCUCCUGGGACAGUUAGCUAAACGAUGUUCUUUGAAGUUCUUCUAUUUAUAAGACAUUUAAAACACUGAAGCUGUGGAAUGGGAACACCAUGACGUGGAUUCUUUCCUUCGCAACCUUCUCUGCUCCACUGCUCUCCCUCCAUCACUAAUGAAACACCCGGAAAUGUGAACAUUACCACUAAAGAAAAUCAUGAAUGUUUUUGUCUGCCAUAAAGAAGGAAUGCUAUUUUCCAUGUGGAGACCACACUUGUCAUUACUGGUCCGGUUAAAACCAAGCAAGUCUAGUCCGUAGCUCUGCUAGCAUGGUUGAUUUGGUCAGGUGAGAACGCAGGUGGACCCAGAGAUGAGUGGGUCUCCGCCCCGAGUGGGGGCAAGCGCCAACGCACCAAAACACCGCACAUGGCGUCACAACACAAAGCUGAAUGAAAAUCAUGAAAAUAAGCAGUCGCUUAGUAGCUAGCUUAACAUUCGUCCAACCGCCGGAAGACGUCAUGUUUUGGUCCGCUGAGGAACAUGUUGGUAUUUGGCCCCCUAGAGGUCAGCGUCUGUACUGCUGUGACUUUUAUGGUUCAUAAGAAAUAUUACUUGAUCUUUGGCCUGGAUGUGUGGUUUAAAAGUAUGAGAAUGACUGGUCUCUACCUCAGUACUCUCCUACUACCAGGGUCACCAGGACCUGGCCAUACCAGGGUCACCAGGACACGACCAUACCAGGGUCACCAGGACCUGGCCAUACUAGGGUCACCAGGACCUGGCCAUACCAGGGUCACCAGGACAGGGCCAUACCAGGAUCACCAGGACACGGCCAUGGUCCAGGUCCU